AUGCUGACUGCAUCACAGGGGUUGCUGUUGGCAGUGGCUACAGCUGAAUUUCUCAUUGGGCUUGUGGGGAAUGGAAUCCUUGUGUGCUGGAGUUUACAUAAUUGGUACAAGUACCGUACAACAUCUCUUUAUAGCCUCAUUGUUCUGGGGCUGGCCACCUGCAGAUUUCACCUCCAGUUGUUAAUCCUGAUCGACUUAAUUUCCUACUCUUACUUCUUAGAAGCAUCCUGGAUAUACUAUUUGAAUAUAUGCUGGGUCUUUUUAAGCCAGGCAAAUCUUUGCUUGGCUACCUGCCUCAGUGUCUUUUAUUGCAUAAAGAUCACAAACUUUGUUCAUCCUGCUUUCACGUGGCUGAAACAGAGGGCCGUGGGGUUUGGAUUCUGUUUCCUCCUGGGGUCACUCCUGGCUACGCUGCUCCUUGUACCUAUUCUGGGGUAUAACAAGAUUCCAAAAAACAGUACCUUAUCCCUCUUCAUUGGUCAGCAUUAUUUCCACAUGCUUUGGCUCAACAUGGGAAGCUUGGUCCCUUUCACUGUGUUUCUCUUUUCCUCUGGCAUGCUGAUCAUCAGUUUGGACAGACACCACAAGAGGAUGCGGCACCACAUGGAGGGUAGGAAGGAUGCUCAGACAAUGGCUCAUGUUGCUGCCCUAAAGUCUCUCAUCUCCUUUCUUCUCCUUUAUGUAAUCUACUUCCUGGCUACUCCUUUAUCCAUUGUCUCCAAAUUUCCUCCAGUUAAACUCACUGAAGUACUGAUCUCUGAGAUAUUCAUGGCUGCUUACCCCUCCUUUCACUCUAUCAUCUUGAUUGUGGGGAAUCCCAGGAUGAAACAGCAAUUUCAGAGAAUUCUGUGGAAGAUAGUGUGUCUUUGGAAAUCUCAGCAAAUGUGA
Molecule: messenger RNA, 888 nt
Organism: Dromiciops gliroides (monito del monte)
Lineage: Eukaryota; Metazoa; Chordata; Mammalia; Microbiotheria; Microbiotheriidae
Gene: TAS2R5
Product: taste 2 receptor member 5
Exons: 1
Coding region: 1-888 (295 amino acids)
Biological process (GO): G protein-coupled receptor signaling pathway; detection of chemical stimulus involved in sensory perception of bitter taste; sensory perception of taste
Cellular component (GO): membrane
Molecular function (GO): bitter taste receptor activity; G protein-coupled receptor activity
Source: RefSeq, a predicted model, not a curated record